AUGCUCUGGAGUCCCGAAGUGAAAGCACUAACGGGCGACCAGAGGGCUGCUAGUACCACUUCACAUACCGAUAACGGUAACCACGACGACGAGGAACGAUGUGCAUGCAUGGAGGGGUGUGAUGCCGGUAAUUUGGUCACGUCUAACAAUGUGUCUACGUCAGUAGCAUCGUUAGAGGAGUUAACACAGGAUAGGACACCCAAUUCUGCUAAAGUUAAUAGCCGAAUGUUAGACUGCCAAUCAAAUGCAAAAAGUUUGAGUUCAGUUAAGAACGGAGUCGGCGAUGAUGUAGAUAAAGCAUUUCCGCAAAAAACCGUUCCAGAGCCGACCCUAUUGAUGCCGAAGGAAGAGCAUUGCUUUCAUAGUGAUGUUGACGCUCCUUCUACUAAAUCAAGUCAAAUAUUGAAUGCAUUGAAGGGUCAUGAUGAAACACAAGUAACACGUGGUAAUGACACGACGGAAGAAGAAGAGGCCGAAUCUGAUUCGGGAUCAGAAUUUGAAUGGAAGCCUGUAAAAUGCUCCAAGACGAGGGAAAACGAAAUCGAGUGGGGAGCUAAAGAUUUCAGCAUCCAACAACAGGAGAAAUGUCAUGAUGAUAACGGCAAGCAUUCCGUAAAGCGUCUUGAUGAUGUUAAUAGUGAAGAGGAAGAUAAAGAAGGGCAACAACUAAACAUUGUGCCUUCGUUGUCACCUUCUUUGUCAACCCAAGCCGCCGAUGGUGUCAUUUCGAAUGAAGUUAAGGGGAAACACGGUGCUGAUCGACUGUUUCCACGGCCUUUAUUGUUUCCGUUGGAACAGGAAAGGAACUCCAUGCAAUAUAGGACUGGUAGCCCUUCCCGCUCGAAAAAGAAGGCCUUACCACGUCCUCACUCUGGGAAGCACCGCCUCCCAGCAUCGGAGAUGGAUGAUGCAAUGUAUUUGAUGGUGUUUGGAAUCGAUAAACUUCUCUCGAAUCUCGCAAUGGCGUUGCUUGAGCAUAAGCCGAUGGACCAUAAAAGCUUCGCCAAGAAGUGGAUUGAACAUCUUGUAGACAUGGGAAGAAAAGGAGAGAGAAAAGAAGGAAUAGAGCGUCCGCAUAGUCUUCAUUUCCAUCACAACUAUUGUAAAAGGGUUCGAGGCAAACAUUGCGGUUCUCCUGGAGUGCUGAACCUCGCCUCCUCAGGUUCUGCGUUGCCUCCAACAGGCUACGCUGUCAGCACGGCGGAUGUUGUAUCUCCACGUGGUAAUCAACUAACAAAGCGACGUCUUAAGGAAGUGUUGAAAACGGAAUUGGACUCCAAGCGAGGUUCUUGCGAUGUGAAUGAACAUCGUUCAUUCCAAGGUGUGUCUAAAAAACCUGAGCAAGGCCAAAACAAAGCUGGUUCUCGAGGAUCUAGGUCCGAAUUCCGGCGAGAGUGCAGCCACGACUCGGAAAACAGCGACAAAGGCAAUCUCAAGAAAAGACGAUGCCUCAGUAAGGCCAAAAUAAGUGACAAGGUGAAUGACUAUCUCAGCAAGGUUGAGUUGACCAGAGUCCCUCCAGCCGCAGGUGGAUUGACCAUUGCCCCCGUUGCAGCGAUGGCCGACAGCGUCGACACGCCUUCUUCACUUAAGCUUGGCACCUUAGCUACGGAAGACUAUAAAGCAGAUGGUACCCUUCCUUCGCCGAAGUCGAAGAAGUCCUGGUCGUCUUUCAGAAGUAACAACUUUGUUAAUAACCUUUACUCGCCUGCAAAGGACGUUUCUAUCACUGAUGAUGGAAAGGGAAAUGAUUCGAAAUCCCUUUUAAGCGGCACCGUUGACCCGAAUUUGAUUGAGAUCCGCUCGUCGAGCAACGCACAGGCCACGGUAUGCGCGGUAGGCACACUUCCGCCGGCGGAGCCGUUGAAUGCUGCCCUAAUCAACUCACCUAUUGCCGUUGGGAGUCACGAAACAGUCUCCUCUCGUGAAGUUGAAUGUGAGGAAGGAAACAAAGAGGAAACAGGGUCGGGUGAGUACGAUAAGAUCGCGGAGGCAAACUUGUUCGCCCUGUCACCUAUCUCAAACUCCUGUUUUGGGGCUCCCCAAAACGACGGAAGUGAGGUUGCACUUUCUAGUUUAAAGAAUGAGACAAGAGUCGGAGCGUCGAAGAUCGAUUCAUUUUCCUCCAGUACUCUUCUUCCAAACCUGAAGGGUUUUGAUAGGCGGGGAGACGAGGACCCAAAGGAGGAUAAUGGGGACAUCGAUAAUGCCCUUGUCACCUUUGCACCUGUAAUUACACUUGAUCAGAGCACCUCAGGGGUGUUGGGUGGCGUGCGCGUUUCAAAUGAAAACAAAGCUGGUUCAUUCAACAGCUUAUCACUUCCCCCGACUUCCGGUCAGCCAGCGGCAGCUUCGACGGCGUCGAAUCUGCUUGCCUCUCCAGGUAUAAAUGCUGGGAGGGAAGCAGUGACUAAUACGCGUGGUAGCAGGCUAACCUCGGCGACUGCAGACAUCCCAGCAAAGCUUCUCGCCGCUAUUGCACCCACCACGAUCAGCAACGCCAACCGUGCUGCUCAGCAGAAACUCGCAAAUAGCGGGAUCACUGUCCCUGCUUCUGGCUCGACCACGAGCAAACUUGGCGGUAAUACCAAAAUACCAUUAGCCGCAACGUCCACCGGCUCCGAGGCAAACUUGGCGUCUUCCCGAAAUACCGCACUGAACUCUGGUUUCAACCAAGGCAGCACCACUGCCACGAUCGGCUCGGCACGUUUGAAGUUGCAUUCCUUGGUAGGCGCUAGCGACACGAUGGGAGCCAAAUCCAAGCUUGCCUUCCUCCGAGGGACAGGGGAGCACAGUAACCCCACGCUACACUUGACUCCCCGCCCACAGUCGGCGUCGACAUCCGCAUCCCCUCUUACUUUAUCGCGGUUGCAACCUCACACUCUCCAGCCUUAUAAUAACGGCUUUGGCACAGCGUUGGCUGCGAACCAAAACGCUGCCGGUGGCACCAUCUUUCCAAUUUUGCAGACCUCGUUAUAUACCCCGGAAUCCACUCUCGACAAUAAAGUCGAUCUCGUUCCAUUCUCAUCGAUCGAAUACGCUGAAAAGGGAACACCAAGGAGGGAAAAUUUACCCUGCAAGCUAUCACCGGCUCCACCCACGGAUUUAUUCAACUCCUCCGGUGUUGGAGGGGUCUGCACAAGGGGCAUAGCCCCUUUUACUGGAUCAGAAGGUGAAGCACAAGUCAUGAUGAUAGCAGCACAGAACUCGCUCACAGAUGUAGAUGCCCCCUCCCCCAGGGUUUCUUCAAUGUCGACGGGCGGCAAUACAGCGCUUGCUAUGGGAUCGAGUUCGAGUACGGGUUUUAAUUUUUCACCUAUGAAUUCUUUGAUGAAGCGCCGCGGUGAUAGUAUCCUGGCAAGCGAAAGUGGUGGUGUGAAAGUGAUACCGGAUAGAUUUUUGACCCCAACAGAAUCCUUUUUGGCGCCAGCACCGUCAGAAGUACUGACUCGAAUUAACAACACCUUGGGCCAAAUUCCAAAAGCAAUGUAUUCAAAGGUGUUGUCCUUCUUAGAAGGGCUUGUUGGAAAGACGGAGGGUGGGGACACCGAUGGCUCUGGAUUCUCUCUUUUGAACAACACUAAUGGAGCCACAGGCUUCCAUGCGCGUGCCUCGUUUCAGCCUACUUCGCAGAAUGCAACUACUGUUAAUUUCAGCGAAGCGAUGUGUUCCGCUGCCUAUCCAAUUGAUGCUGCCCUUAGGUAUCAGGAGAGGCACAAUAGGCCGGAUUCGAUUCCGUACCAAUCGGAGAGACUUAAAACUUUACCCGAGAUGCCUGAAAAAUCUUCAGGAAUGCGUCACGCCUGGUCUUCCCCGACACUUUCAACUACCCAAUGCGAAGAGGUGUCCGCGACUCGUUGCGGCACAAAUCCACUUAGUGAGAAUUCGGACACUCACCAAACGCUUGAGAUCGGGGGCCAUUCUCCUCCCGCUGAAGUCGGCACGAAUACCCAAGCACGUUUCCAAGUCAAUCGCAAAAGUGGCCCAACUCAAAGCGUGGCUCAGUCGAGCCCACUUGGACACGACACAGCUAUGGCGUCUUGCGGAAGGACGCUGGGUCUUCAGAGCAGCAUUCGAGCCUUUGCUUCCUCAAUCGCCCCGUAUUCACAAUCGCAGGCUGCGAUUUCUAUGUCACCACUUUCCAGAGGACAAUCUUCACUUCCUCAAAGGCCUGUUGGUGUGGAUCCUAGUAGUCCCACAAUCGAGACAAUCUCCGAAAAGACAUCACCAUUUCUAAACUACAAGGUCAAGUCUGCUGUUCAGACCGCCCAUUCUCCAUUCUCUAUGAAUUGCAUAACGGAGUCUCUCAGGAGUUGCAACAAAGAAGAAGGGGCAUCGCCACUGGGGGUAAGCAGGUUGCGAGAGACAAACAAAUGCGGAUUCGAAGCCCCUGACAAGGCAAUAAAGCUCGAUCAACCCAUUGGCGAAGAUCAUAGUCUUGAGGAAAACACAACUUUCGAUGCAUCCUUGACUCCUGAGAUCGAACCCUUCACUUCACAAAGUGUGAUGACCCAAAUGGUUCACACCGCAACGGGUGCGGGGGUUUCUGAAAGUGAAUGCAAGAAUACGAGUCAGCAAAUCAACACUGAAUGUGAUCAAGAGAGAGAAGCUGAAGAAGGAUUUCAGAACAACACCCAUGGCGAAGUGACAACCAGCCUAAAAGGAAAUAAUGAUGGAACAGACAACUUUAAUGAUUCAGAACGAUAUGGAGAGGGAGAGAAAUGUGAACAGCUAAGUACAGAUCAACACCCAGAAGUAAUCACGCAUCAAAGUCAAGAUUCGGUUAGUAAACAAAAUGAUGGGGGAAUUCCCUCAAAUCAACUGGCACACACUGACCUCAAUGAGAUUAGCGGAGAUGAGCAGAUUACCAUAAAAGAGGAGCAGACGCAGCCUCAGAGGCUUCAGGGGGACGGAGCCCUUAUCGACUCUAGCAGACCACCUGAAAACAAGGGGGCCCAGUCGGGUUGUCUUCAAACCACCGAUGGGCGAAUUCAUCACCAAAGCGGGGACACAAUUUGUAUACCGUUCAACAACUCCGCUCUAAAAGAUUGGCUCAGUACUGAGCCAGAGUGUAUUAUUUUGUCAUCCGGUGACUCACAGUUAGCAGCAACAUACGAUGGCAUCGAUUUGCCGGAUAUACGUGAACCUGAUAAUUCAUGGAAGUUGAGCCGGUCUGCACCAAUCGUGUACUCGAAAUGUUCAGAAAAUGGUAGUAACUCAGCUGGAAGAUCACCCGCAUCUCUUGCACGGUCGUUUUACUUUCCCCCCAUUGGCCCGAAGCAUUCACACCACUGCAGACACAACCGCUACCAUUCGGAUACGCCUAAAAAGUCUUCCUACCAUCGUUCUCACCGGCAUUAUCGAAAUCACCAUAAGAAAAUUUCCAACGACGCUAUACAUCAUCACAAAGGAGAGACAGGUGAUUCAAAAAAACUUAAGCUCUCUGGUUCUGGUUCUGACCAAAGCCAAGCUCACGAUAGCCUGGAGCAUGAGCCGUCGAGCGAGUGCGAGACUCACUCGCAGCACACUGAGACAGUUGAUGUGGGGAAACCCGAUACACCCCUUUGUCAAUCAUACAUUUCUGACAGCAAUGCAUUCCCCAACAAGACGGCUGAUCAGAUCACCACAUCCAAAAAACGGCAGUCCAGAAGUGUUUCUCUUAACUUUGGCAAUACAAUUUAUACAUUUCCGAAGUUUUCAAUGUCUGGAGAGGGCAGCCACAGUACCAAUUCUAGUAAGAUGAAACGCUCGCUUUCUGCCGUUUUGCACACUACACAAUCCAUGCAUGCGGAGGAAGAUAUCCGGCACAGGAAGAGGCAGGAGUGCCGCCAACGCGCACAUUCUAAAUGCAAUCCGAGUUCAUUUUCUGAUCAACUUUCCGAGGAAGGCCAUGAAUACACAGGAGGCAAGACCACAGCAAAUUUUCCCUAUCCGAAAGGCAAGAAAUUCUCUAAUGAUCUUCACUCACACGGUAAGUGCGUACCAAAUUUGCCACCAUGCCACUUGUCUAAGACAGCAAGGUCGCAGGAUCGAACAAGCUCGCAAAGUAGACGCCGUCCAUUUUGCUCAAAGGAUCUUGAACGAUCGCUUCUUGAGCGCACGAUGGAAUUUAUGAACCGAAGAGGUCAUCUGGAUACGCCAAACUACGCAGGAGGUGACUUCCAUGAGCCGUCCACCUCUGUGAGAUCAUCACUGUACGCCUCAGGCGAUAUGCAGAACCGAUCUCCUAAUGCGUUUGUACGGGGUCAGAGUGAAAAAAGUAUGGUACAUGACCCGAAGCUAGAUUAUGCCAUUGCGAUGACCGCUUUGGCGGUAGCAGAAGGUGAGCUGAGUUCCCUGUGUAGUUCAGCCACGUCAAGUGAUCGAUUACUAAAUGUGGCAGACCUCAUUUAUUCAAAACAGGUGCAGCUCAGUGUCAACAAGGAAGAUUGCAGCCGUUCUCGAAUACCUUCCUAUAGCCAUGGUGUACUAACUUACCCGCCACAGUUCUCAGGACCUUUGUCCAUCACAGAUGGUGCCGAUGUCACUGCUCACAGCGUGGCAGCAAUCAAGACAAUUAAUGAAGAGUCUGUAAGUCAUGCUGAAGGGGAGGAGGAGAACAUAUGUCGGUCCUCCCAAAAUACCUGUAAUAGAGAGAUUCUAUCUGAUUUCACCUUUACUCCAGAUUUACCUGCCGAUGCUGGUGGCUCAACUAGUGAAAAAUUUGCACCAUUAUCACCAAAGGUGUCCUCCUCGUCGUGUGCAGAAAUAAGAAAAGGGUUGCUCGAGGAAAGUGCCAUUACUGCCACCACUGAUUUCACCUUAAAAGAUUUGAGCAUUUCGUCAGAGGAGUUUGAUAGCCUCCGUGAGGCGAUCUCCCAAAGCUCGAUUCUUACCGCAUUUGACUCGAAGCAAAUCGGGAUGCUUAUUCAUGCGAUGACCCGCAAAGUCUUAAAAGUUAAUGACAUACUGGUGAGGGAGGGAGAGCAGUGGGUGGGGAGCCUGAUCUUUGUCAUCAAUGGGUCUCUGUCCGCUAUUGGCCAUGAAAACAUCUCGCAGGAGCUUGGGGCUGGAAGUCUCUACGGAGAGGUGGAGUUCUUUGAGAACGUGAAGCGGAGCCUUGUCACAUUAGUUUCAGCCACAGCCCCAACUGUGACCGUAUUUCUUCUCGCAAACAAGGAUUUGGUAAGCUUUAUUAUGUCCCAGAAGAGAGUUCUGAAAAUAUUUCUUACUAAGUAUAUUGGCCGAAUUCCUCUUUUCCAAACAUGCCCGGACCCCAUUAAGCGCCGUAUUGCGGAGGCACUGAAACCACACCGGAUCGAACAGGGAACUACCUUGAUAGACCAAGGGAGUCCGGUAGAGUGGUUGUACAUCGUUUUAUCGGGUGACCUGACCUUAACCUUUUUUCUUGAGAAAGCUAGGAAAGAACGAAGCAAACACUCUAAAAUGGUGUGUAAGCCUUUCAGUUCCCCUUUAUUAUCAUCUGGGCCUUCCUUAAAGCGGUAUACGAUUCCCUCUAAAGAGUCUUUGGAUCAAUAUUAUAGAAAUACAUCAGUUCCUGAACACAUCGACGAUAUGGAACAGGGAUGGGAAAGCCAUAUUCAGACUUCCCAACACUCGAUAGACGAUACUGUUUAUUUGAUCUCUAAGAAUGAUCCACGCGAUUCCACAAGGGUGGGCACUGAUUCUCCGGUCCCGUAUUCAUCUGAUAGCUCCGAAGACGCAAAGAGCACUGGCAGUCCUCACCAAUUCAGUGCCCUUUCCUUACCUACCUCCAUUUUUGUUGAUAACAAGAAAUUAUCGACUGUCAUAUCCGAUUUUAAUGCAGUCGAAUCUGGUAUCACAGCGGACCAACCGGGUUCGCAGCUUCAGCAUGAGAAGGAAGAAACCGAGGGGCUUCAGUUACCUCUCGACGCUCCGAAAGGACAAUUUUUGCUUAAGUGUUCUUCUGGUUCCCUUGUGGGUGAGGUCGAGCUAGUUUUUGCGACCAAGAGCCUGUUUACCGCUCGGGCUACAACCACCCUGCAGGUCGCACGUAUCAGCCGCCUCCAUUUUGAUAUCAUUAUGGACCAAUCAAUUAUUGAUAUCUUUAAGCGUGUCAUCGUUGUCCAUCCAAUAUAUAGGUUUCUGAGGAAGGUGGCCCCGAAGAAAAUGCGGAUUGAGAUGAAUUCAAUCGGACUUAAUCAAGCGAUAGGAGAGAGUAGAAAAUCUGAAAGCAGGAUGAAAACGGGAAGUUCACUCUCUAGCAUAAGGUGGUUUGAUGGCCAAGACGACAAAGGAAGUAAUGCUACCUCGCAACAUCGCCAAGCCACAGGAAAGAAGAUCUCUAAACUUGCUUCGGUAGAGCAGCUCCCACACUUUCGAAAGAUGUCUUCAAUAGAUAAGCUCAGCCACCUCAAGGGCGAACUACAGGGUUGGAACAAAUCUUUGAUGAAUACGGCAACGACCAGCUCACAUCACUCGCACGUGCAAUCCAAUGAAAAUACCAGGGCGAGUAAGGGCAAUAUCACUUCCGGUACCUUUCAGCGUUCAUACCGAUCAUCUAAUAUCAAGCGCACCUCCACAGGAGCAUCUCUUUGGCACCGUAUCAGCCCUGAUGGUGAAAUUGUCUUCUCGGGUGGCCGACAUCUCUGCCGCUUCCCUCUAGAAGCACUCUGCGCGAACAAUACCAUUGUCAUCGAGAUCAUUAUGGAUGGUACUAUUAUCCACUGGAAUCCUAUUGCGCACCACGUCAUCGGUUACGCACCGUUUGAGGUGAUUGGCCAAAACAUUUUUGAUCUCAUGAGUUGUGAGGAGAACCGGCAAAAGCUGCAGACGAUGCUGAAGGCGGCGAAGGAAUACGCAGGUAAAUGGGAGUCCUAUGUCGCUGCGGAGCUAAAUUUACAAAAAAUAUUCUCAUUUAGACAAAAUACAGGGUUGUACCAGAUCGGUGUCGCAUUGAGUGUCAUCCCUUCUAUGUGCUCGUCUUUCUCGGAGGUGUUUCUUUUGGUGGGUCGUGAAUCGAAGUAUCAUGCGGCGGCCAACUACUCCGCCGAUGUGGUCGCUUGGUUGAACGAACGCAUGCGCCCGCAGCUCGCGAACUUCCAAUAUUACGUUUCGUAUAUCGAAUCCAAGAAGUGGAUGGUGACACCUAAUGAUGCGAUAUUAUUGCGAGGGCACUUAGACGCCUGUAUGGUGACCGUCGAGCAUCUUGCCCGCUUGUCAUUGCUUACCAUGGAGACCGUUAGGGAUUCGUUGCGGCCGACGCAACUGAUUAUUCCUAUUAGACGCUUUAUGACCGAGGCCUGUGCACUUGUGCGAAAGAAGAACUGCAGUUUGUUUUGCAAAACAGAUGACAUCACACCCAAUGUGAAAGUUUUCUUGGAUGCUGAAAAGGUUAUCAUGUUUCUACGCCUGCUGUUGAAGGAUUUGUUGAAGUCUAUGGAGUAUGAUCCAACAAUGCAUGUGGAUAUCGAACUUCGGGUAAUGAUUAUAGAGCCAGAGAGUACGCAUUUCGGGCAGCAACUUCCGCAAAACGCGGCGCAGCAGAAACGACUUCGUCAAUCCCCACAGCAGCAGGCUCAAGAUCACAACGAAUCAGGUGUGAAUUCUGCUGGAUCGCCAGGUGUAGGGAUCUCGUCGGCUGGAGAGGGCAACCAUGCCUUCUCCGCGAAUCCUUCCAUUGCACCGCAGUCAGGGAAAACCCCGGCUUCUUCAUCCGAAGGACCCAAACCAUCUACCGGAGUAGUACCCCAGAGCAAUGCAGGGGAUUCAAAGGAGAGCAAAUCGUCCAUCGCACACACGUCGCCUCCCCUACAGAGCGCUUCCUCCGUCUCUCCAGCGUCGAAUGCGGAGCACGGUGACGGGAUCGAUCUCCAACUUUCUUCGCUGCGCCGCAUCUGUUUUGAAUUACACGAUAAUGGUCUGACGAUUCCGCUAUUUCACUCGUCCAACGAUAUGGCGAAGGAGUUUCCUGGGGUGGACUCGUUUGAUUCCGCCGAGUCCUUUUCCAAAUCCUUCAUCCAGACCGUCCUAAGCCCGGUUUCCCGAUUCGGGCAUCAGGAAGCCACGAAUCAGGUCGCGCCCUUCAACAGCCCUGUGGUUUCGAACACGGCCGCGCAGCAUUUCCCCCACGGCAACGCGUCGGGUGGGUCGCUGUUUCCGAACCCCCGCCACCGCGGUGGGGAGUUGGCGCAUGUGGAGAAGAUAGUCUCCGAGAUGGGCGGAAUGCUGCGUUGUUUCACGCGGCCGGAGGUGGAAGGGAAUGUCGUGCGCGUCGAACUCCCCCUCCUCGCCGUUCCCGGCAGCAAAGAGGAGGUCGUGGAGGAUGCCCGGACGCUGCAGCACGUGGCACCUGGCGGUCGUUCCUUUACGGUGAUCGUCGCCGAUAGCAACCACGUUCAUCAAAACCACCUUUGCCAGAUCCUGUGGUCGCGGCAGCACGCGGUGAUCCCCGUGCGAUCUUUCGAGGAGUUGAUGCGUAAAAUCAAAAGCAACACGGCGGAUAUUCUCAUCAUCGAUCCGAUUCAGAUCGAUCUGAACAUGGAUGGUUAUAUCAAAACCCACGGCAGCGAUCCGUUUAGUGAUAUCUUAGAGAGUACGAGUCGGAUGGUGUUGGUGGUGGUAGGGAUGGAUUUCAGCGACUGGCGGGUGCAGAAGCUGUUGGAUCGCAACUCUGUGAUUGAGGUGCCGAAGCUUGGUUCCGCCGCGCUCAUCCACAUCGCGAUGCAGGAGGCCGAGCAGAUGGUGGCGGAGAUGCGAGACGAGGAGGCUCGGAUUGAGCAGCUGCGGUCGAACUUCACGAAUUCCGCGGCCGGGCGCCAUAAGGUCGGCCGUCUUCUCGGCAAAGGCACGUUUGGCGACGUCUACGAGGUGAAAGACACCUUAACGAGCGGGAAGAUGGCGAUGAAACGAAUGCAGCUGCAUGAGGGGACGGUUGUGGAUGAGGUCGUGCAGGAGAUCCUCGCGAUGACCUCCCUCCAGCACGAUAACAUCAUUCGUUAUUUCUAUUGCGAAAAGGAAAGCGAUACAACGCUGCGGUUGUAUAUGGAGUUGGCACCGGAGGGGACGUUGCGGGAUCGAAUCCGGGAGCACCCCGGGGUCGGGCUUCCUUUCGAGGAGAUCGUGCAGCGUCUGACUGGGGUCUGCCGCGGCCUCGCGUACGUUCACGCCCAGCACUACGUCCACUGCGAUUUGAAAACCGCCAACCUCCUCCUCGGCACCCACGGACGGACGAAAAUCGGUGAUUUCGGCACCGCGAAGCAGCUCGCACCGGGGCAAAAACUUUAUAAGUUGCUCGGCACCCCUCAAUACAUGGCGCCGGAGGUCCUCAUGGCGGAUGUCUCGCAGCAGAUCGGGUACGAUUACAAGGCGGAUGUUUGGUCGGUUGGGUGUAUCGCGCUGGAGAUGGCAACGGGGCUGCCGCCUUUUUCACACAUCGAGCAGAGCCACGGGAUGGGUAUUAUUAAGUAUCUCUCGGAGCUUACGGAUACCCCUGAUUUGUCGCCACUUUUUAGCGGGAAUCCGCUGAUUUACGAGUUCGUGAAGGCGUGUUUGGAGAUCAACCCGGAGCACCGGCCGAGCGCGCAAGAGCUGCUGCAUUUUGACAUCUUGCAAGGCAUGGGGACGAGCAUCCGAGCAGAGCGUAUUAUGAGACGCGCCGAGAUGCUCUACAAGCUGAACAAGUACGCUUCGAAACGUGGGGAUAAUAAGGAGAGAUCAAGUGGGACCUUCGCCGAGGGCGAUUCCGACCUCACGGAUACCACCAAUAGGGAUGGGGAUAUCCUCGGUGCGCCUGGCGCGGUUGAAGGCCACUAUAAGACAACCGAUAGUCAUCUGCGAAGCUCUGUGAGCUCCUCCUCGCUUUCGGAGAGUAGAUUCACGUCCACAUCCGACUCCGAGUCCGCUUUGUCGUCGAAUUGGUCGGUUGAAUCGCUUCAGCCCACGAUCUCCUCAAAAAAUAUGUAA
Phytomonas sp. EM1 is the source of this 11925-nucleotide messenger RNA. NCBI's taxonomy places the organism in Eukaryota, Euglenozoa, Kinetoplastea, Trypanosomatida, Trypanosomatidae. The record is from the annotation of a GenBank genome assembly.